AUGGUUGUUACUACCAAUGUUGAUGACUGUAUUUCAAGCUGUAUUAACAUUGAUAAAUACAACAAUCUUCGAAAACUUUUGCGUGUUACAGCUUUUGUGAAAAGGUUUAUGAACAAUUCUAAACCUCGUUCUUUAAAAUUUAGUGGACCUCUUAGUGCUUUCGAACUUCAGGAAGCCUUACAUUCUUGGAUCAAGGCUACUCAAAUAAAAUAUUUCGGAGCUGAAAUUCACCAGCUUCUUUCUAAGAGUGUCAUCUCCAAGGACUCGUGCGUAUAUAAUCUGAGUCCUGAACUCGAUGAAAAUAAUCUGCUGCAAUUGAAGGGUCGUCUGCAGUUUUUUAGCGGUGACAUGAGGGCGAAGCAUUCUUGGCUUCUCCCAUCCAACGAUAAAUUUGUAAAAUUACUGAUAUUGGAUGCUCAUUUCAAAAUGGGCCAUUUAGGUGUUGAAGGUACCUUAACUCACUUGCGCGAACAAUUCUGGAUCAUCAAAGGUAGACAAUUUGUAAAAAAGGUAUUGAAUGACUGUCUCAUAUGUAGACGUUUUAAGGUAAAGACUGGAGAACAGGUGGUAGCUCCACUACCUCCUGACAGAAUUCUAGAACAUUCACCAUUUGAUGUAUCUGGCGUAGACUUUGCAGGACCUUUUUUUGUGAAUGACUCUAAUGAUAAGUGUUAUAUGAUAAUAUUUACUUGUGCUGUAGUAAGAGCUGUUCAUUUAGAAUUAGUUAAUAAUAUGAGUACUGAUUCAUUUUUAUUAGCUUUUAGGAGAUUUAUUUCUCGUAGAGGUUUGUGUUCUGUAAUUUACUCUGAUAAUGCUAAAACAUUUAAAAAGGCAAAUUCUGAAUUAAGUAAAUGGUGGAAAUAUAUUAAUAAUCCUGAAGUUAAAAAUGUAUUUGCCUCCAAAGGUAUUGUUUGGAAAUUUAUUGUUGAGAGGAGUCCAUGGUGGGGAGGGUUUUGGGAAAGGCAGAUACGUACAAUUAAAACUUGUUUAAAGAAGAUUAUUGGCAAAUCAAGUCUUUCUUUUAAGGAAUUAGAAACCAUUUUUUUAGAAAUUGAAGCUAUUGUUAAUUCUAGGCCUAUCACGUAUCUGUACAAUGAACCUUCCGAACCUUCACCACUCACUCCUUCUCAUUUUCUAAUUGGGAAAAGAUUAGCAUCUUUACCAGUAAUACAAUCUAAAAUUGAGGAAUUAAAUGUAAAUAGAGAUUCUUUAACAAAAAGGAUUAAAUAUCAACAAACAAUUUUGAAUCAUUUUUGGAAUAGGUGGAGAAAGGAAUAUUUGCUUAAUUUGAGAUCAGCUUAUAUCUCUCCACAGCCAGGUAAGAUUUGUUCAUUUAAGGUAAAUGAUGUCGUUUUAAUUAAUGAUGAGCGUUAUCCAAGGAAUAUGUGGAUGAUAGGAAGAAUUUUGGAGUUGUGUCCAGGGCGAGACGGACAAGUUCGUUCUCUUCUCAUCAAAACUCCCAAAGGAAACAUAAAACGCUCAGUUCAACUUGUUUGCAAUUUAGAGAUAAAUCCUUAA
Argiope bruennichi is the source of this 1518-nucleotide messenger RNA. RefSeq lists its product as uncharacterized. Lineage: Eukaryota; Metazoa; Arthropoda; Arachnida; Araneae; Araneidae. Gene Ontology annotation, biological process: DNA integration. Gene Ontology annotation, molecular function: nucleic acid binding. The transcript has a single exon. The record is from RefSeq and is a predicted model, not a curated record. Bases 1 to 1518 code for a protein of 505 amino acids.